Messenger RNA from Lycium barbarum (goji berry), 540 nucleotides. Its product is annotated as vacuolar-processing enzyme-like. The coding region runs from base 1 to 540 and encodes 179 amino acids. Gene Ontology annotation, molecular function: cysteine-type endopeptidase activity. The transcript has 6 exons. The record is from RefSeq and is a predicted model, not a curated record. Gene Ontology annotation, biological process: vacuolar protein processing. NCBI's taxonomy places the organism in Eukaryota, Viridiplantae, Streptophyta, Magnoliopsida, Solanales, Solanaceae.
AUGGCAUUGAUGUCUAUGCUGGCGUGCCCAAAGGACUAUACUGGCAAGAAUAUGACAACCGACAACUUAUAUAGAGUGCUUCUUAGCAAUAGAAGUAGUGUAUGUGGUGGCAGUGGGAAAGUCGUGGAUAGUAAACCCAACGACUAUAUAUUCAUAUACUUCUCUGGUCGUGGAUACACUCCUAAAAAGGGUGGAACUCGUCUCGAGAUGCCGUGGAGUGACAUUGAGGCCCCUCGAUUAUUUAAGGUCCUAAAACAGAAAAAAGCGUCUGGUAGUUUCAAAGAGAUCAUUUAUGUUGUUACAGCAUCAGACAUAGAUGAAGGUAGCUUUCCCUGGUACUGUCCACGGUCAUCAGAGAGUCCAUCUCCACCGGAUUAUGACGUAUGCGUGGUGGAUCUGUUCAAUAUAUCUUGGAUGGAGCACAGCGAGUCUCAUGAUCGUAAGGCGAUAACAGUGGGAAGACAAUUUGAGGAGGUGAAGGAAAGAGUUGGCAACCCCUGCAAAGAUGCUACCGCUCAUGCCAUCAAAUUAUCCCCGUAA